AUGGGAGGAGGAGCAGCAGCAGUAUUGCCUAUUUUCAUCCUUCUCUUCGUCUCUUCAACAUCUCUCCUAUCGGAAGGAAAACUCACCGAAAACUAUUACCAGACUACAUGCCCGCAAUUGGAGAAGACCGUUCAGGAAAUCGUCACCAACAAGCAGAUCACAAGCCCAACCACCGCAGCCGCCAUUCUCCGCCUCUUAUUCCACGACUGUAUGGUCGAGGGUUGUGACGCCUCUAUCCUCAUUAGCUCCAACCCCUCCAACAAGGCCGAGCGCGACAACGACCACAACCUUUCCCUCGCCGGCGACGGCUUUGACGUCGUCGUUCGAGCUAAGACCGCCCUUGAGCUUGCCUGCCCUGGCAUCGUCUCCUGCUCUGACAUCCUUGUCCUCGCCACACGCAACCUCGUCAACAUGGUGGGAGGCCCUUACUACAAGGUCCGCCUAGGCCGUAAAGAUGGUCUCAUCUCUAAGGCCUCAAAUGUCGAUAUCUUAAAUUCCACCGCUACCGUCGACGAACAGAUCAAAUACUUCGCCGCCAGGGGAUUCACAGUACAGGAAAUGGUUGCCCUCGUCGGUGCCCACACCAUUGGCUUCGCCCAUUGCAAGGAAUUUGCCCCACGCAUCUUCAACUACAGCAAUACCUCCCCGAUCGACCCUACAUUGAAUAACGGCUUUGCCACGGGCCUGCAAAAAGCCUGCGCCAACUAUGAGCAGAACCCUAACAUGGCCAUCUUCCUCGACGUCGUUUCACCAGGAAAAUUCGACAACAUUUUCUACCAGAACAUGCCCAAGGGAAUGACGCUGCUCAAAUCAGAUAAUUUAUUGAUUCAAGACCCAAGAACGAAGCCCUUCGUGUUGAAGUACGCCGCCGAUCAAACCGCCUUCUUCAAUGAUUUCUCGCAUGCCAUGGAGAAACUCAGUGUGCUUAAUGUCAAAACGGGUCGCAAUGGAGAGGUUCGCCGCAGAUGCGAUUCCUUCAAUAAGGUUUAGAAGCUUUUAAAGAUUG
Molecule: messenger RNA, 1006 nt
Organism: Telopea speciosissima
Lineage: Eukaryota; Viridiplantae; Streptophyta; Magnoliopsida; Proteales; Proteaceae
Product: peroxidase 41-like
Exons: 1
Coding region: 1-990 (329 amino acids)
Biological process (GO): response to oxidative stress; hydrogen peroxide catabolic process
Molecular function (GO): heme binding; peroxidase activity
Source: RefSeq, a predicted model, not a curated record